Molecule: messenger RNA, 6888 nt
Organism: Paracoccidioides brasiliensis Pb18
Product: protein pyrABCN
Exons: 3
Coding region: 1-6888 (2295 amino acids)
Biological process (GO): L-glutamine metabolic process; UTP biosynthetic process; 'de novo' pyrimidine nucleobase biosynthetic process
Cellular component (GO): cytoplasm; cytosol
Molecular function (GO): aspartate carbamoyltransferase activity; ATP binding; amino acid binding
Source: RefSeq, a predicted model, not a curated record
AUGCCGCUCCUCAAUCCCUCUCUGGAUACCAAAAGCCCGUCUCCUGUUCAUGCCAACUCUGUGAGGAGGAGAUCAACUGCCCCUUCUAAACCCGCUAUCGGUGGUGCAGUCGCGUACUUCCAGAACUUAAGAGAAGUCCUGCCGUCCCUCGCUCCCCAGGCUAAUUCUGACAAGGGCGGUGCUAUUCCCCCCGCGGCAGCCCCCAUGUCUGGGGAGGGCCUCAAGUGGUACGCUUUGGAGCUCGAAGACGGCACUGUCUACCAAGGUUACGGCUUUGGUGCGGAAAGAAGCAUCGCGGGAGAAUUGGUGUUCCAGACCGGCAUGGUGGGAUACCCAGAAUCCAUCACAGACCCUUCCUACCGUGGCCAGAUUUUGGUUGUCACUUUCCCCUUGGUGGGAAACUAUGGUGUUCCCUCGCACCAGACCGUAGAUGAGCUGCUGGGUGAUCUGCCCAAGUGCUUCGAGUCAACUGAAAUCCACGUUGCUGGUCUCGUCGUCGCUAGUUACUGUGGAGAGGAUUACUCCCACUUCUUAGCUGAGUCGUCUCUGGGCACAUGGUUGAAGGAGCAGGGAGUGCCGGCCAUGUACGGUGUCGACACCCGUUCCCUCACCAAAAGGAUUCGAGAAGAAGGAAGCAUGCUUGGCCGGAUUCUGCUACAGAAACCCAACGUCAGCACUGAAAUUCUCAAUGGAGAUGCUGCGAGCAGCCUCGCAAUUGUUGACGAAGAUAGUCUUGAUUCCUGGAGGGCACACUUUGAACAGAUUGAAUGGGUAGAUCCUAACAAGAGAAACCUUGUUAACGAUGUUUCUAUCAGGAAACCCCGAUUGUUCUCCCCACCAAAGGAUUUGGCGCUUUCCCACCCAUCUGGUCGCACCAUCAGAGUUUUGUGUGUGGAUGUUGGUAUGAAAUACAACCAACUGCGGUGCCUGCUCGCUCGCGGCGUUGAGGUCCUUGUCGUUCCCUGGGAUUAUGAUUUUCCUAGCUUAGCCGGAAAGGAAUACGACGGCCUAUUCCUGUCUAAUGGUCCAGGAGAUCCUGCCAUGGUUUCUAAAACUGUUGGGUAUAUUCAAUCGGCACUCGAGGACUGCCGAAUUCCUAUUUUCGGUAUCUGUCUUGGUCACCAGUUGCUAGCCCUGGCCGCUGGCGCAAGCACUACGAAAAUGAAGUUCGGUAACAGAGGCCAUAACAUCCCAUGUACCAGCCUUAUGUCUGGCCGCUGCUAUAUCACAUCACAAAACCACGGUUAUGCAGUGGACGCCAUGACGUUACCGGAAGGAUGGGAGGAACUUUUCGUUAAUGCCAAUGAUGGAAGCAACGAAGGUAUCAGACAUCUUUCACGCCCAAUUUUCAGUGUACAAUUCCACCCGGAGAGCGCUCCCGGACCUCGAGACACCGAGUUUUUGUUCGAUGUAUUUAUCGACACCAUCAAGAAGAGCGUAGUGUCGUCCAGUGUCCUUCAUGAGCCCGUUAGCUUUCCUGGCCCGACUGCAGAGGAAACUGAUCUUGCUCAUCCGAGAGUCAGCGUUAAAAAGGUUCUCAUUCUUGGUUCGGGCGGUCUCAGUAUAGGCCAAGCUGGAGAGUUUGACUAUUCUGGAAGCCAGGCUAUAAAGGCCCUGAGAGAGGAAGGAAUCUACACCAUCCUCAUCAACCCUAAUAUCGCCACGAUCCAGACAUCAAAGGGUCUCGCAGACAAAGUCUACUUUCUGCCUGUCAAUGCAGAGUUUGUGCGCAAGGUUAUUAAGUAUGAACGCCCAGAUGCCAUCUAUGUAACGUUUGGUGGCCAAACCGCCCUCCAGGUUGGCAUCCAGCUCAAAGAUGAGUUUGAACAGCUUGGUGUUAAGGUCCUCGGUACCCCGAUCGACACCAUCAUUACUACCGAAGAUCGUGAGCUAUUCGCAAGAAGCAUGGAAUCUAUUGGCGAAAAAUGUGCCAAAUCCGCAUCCGCAUCCACUCUCGAGGAAGCUAUGGAAGCUGUCAAGGAUAUCGGAUUCCCUGUUAUUGUUCGCGCUGCAUACGCCCUCGGUGGACUGGGCAGUGGCUUUGCUGAGGACCCAGACCAAUUGCGGGAUCUGUGCAUGAAAGCCUUUGCCGCAAGCCCCCAAGUUCUCAUUGAGAGGAGUAUGAAAGGGUGGAAGGAAAUUGAGUAUGAAGUCGUCCGUGACGCCCGUGAUAACUGCAUCACUGUUUGUAACAUGGAAAAUUUUGAUCCACUUGGUAUCCAUACUGGUGAUUCAAUUGUUGUGGCUCCUUCGCAAACCCUGUCUGAUGAGGACUACAAUAUGCUCCGAACAACAGCCGUCAAUGUCAUUCGUCAUUUGGGGGUUGUUGGCGAAUGUAACAUCCAGUACGCGCUGAACCCGUUCUCCAGAGAAUAUUGCAUUAUUGAGGUCAAUGCUCGCUUGUCAAGGUCAUCCGCACUCGCCUCCAAAGCCACGGGUUAUCCUCUCGCUUUUAUUGCCGCAAAACUCGGUCUCGGUAUUCCGCUGAAUGAGAUCUCUAACUCCGUAACAAAGGUCACCUGUGCUUGUUUCGAGCCGUCGCUAGAUUAUGUUGUUGUCAAAAUUCCCCGUUGGGAUCUCAAGAAAUUCACUCGUGUCUCUACCCAGCUAGGGUCUUCCAUGAAGAGUGUUGGUGAAGUCAUGAGUAUUGGAAGAACUUUUGAAGAGGCCAUUCAAAAGGCCAUCCGUGCUGUGGACUUUCACAAUGUUGGCUUUAAUGCAACAAACGCACUCAUGUCCAUCAAAGCCGAACUCCAAACGCCUUCCGAUCAGCGAUUGUUUGCUAUCGCCAACGCAAUGCAUUCCGGUUACACUGUUGAUGAUAUUUGGGAGUUAACCAAAAUUGACAAGUGGUUUUUGCGUAAGCUGAAGGUCCUCAGUAAUUUUGGAACAUCUUUGACUAGUUAUAAUGCCACCACCAUUCCCGUAUCGCUCGUCAGACAAGCAAAACAACUCGGUUUCUCAGACAGGCAGCUGGCCAAGUUCUUGAGCUCCAAUGAAUUGGCUAUCAGACGGCUGCGAGUGGAAGCGGGCAUUAUGCCUGUAGUUAAGCAAAUCGAUACAGUUGCCGCUGAAUUCCCUGCGUUUACUAACUACCUGUACUUAACUUACAACGGCUCUAAGAAUGAUGUUGAUUUCAAUGACAAUGGUGUUAUGGUGCUUGGAUCCGGUGUCUACAGGAUUGGCUCCUCUGUCGAGUUCGAUUGGUGCUCUGUCAGGACCAUCCGAACACUACGAGAGCAAGGGCACAAGACAGUCAUGGUCAACUAUAACCCAGAAACUGUCAGUACUGACUAUGAUGAAGCUGAUCGACUUUAUUUUGAGAAUAUCAACUUGGAAACUGUAUUGGAUAUAUAUCAGCUUGAAUCGUCCAGUGGAGUUAUCAUUUCUAUGGGUGGACAAACACCAAACAUUAUAGCCUUGCCUCUGCAUCGGUUGAACGUCAAUAUUCUGGGCACGUCUCCCGAAAUGAUUGACACUGCUGAGAAUCGCUAUAAGUUCUCUCGACUCCUUGACCACAUCGGUGUCGACCAGCCUGCUUGGAAGGAACUAACCAGUAUUGAGGAGGCUACCGAAUUUUGCGCUAAGGUUGGAUACCCUGUUUUGGUGCGGCCGUCUUAUGUGCUUUCUGGAGCUGCUAUGAACACGGUUUAUUCGUUGGACGAUCUUGCAAGCUAUCUUAACCAGGCUGCUGAAGUCUCACGUGAACAUCCAGUAGUAAUCACUAAGUAUAUCGAAAACGCCAAGGAAAUUGAAAUGGAUGCCGUGGCGAAGAAUGGCGUUAUGGUCGGUCAUUUCAUCUCAGAACAUGUUGAAAAUGCUGGCGUUCAUUCAGGUGAUGCUACUUUGAUCCUCCCACCACAAGAUCUAGAUCCUCAAACCGUCAGCCGGAUCGAAGAGGCCACCCGCAAGAUUGGGAAUGCCCUGAACGUUACCGGACCAUUCAAUAUUCAAUUUAUCGCCAAGGAUAAUGACAUCAAAGUUAUCGAGUGUAAUGUCAGAGCAUCGCGAUCUUUCCCAUUCGUUUCCAAGGUUAUGGGUGUUGACCUGAUCGAGAUGGCAACGAUGGCGAUGAUUGGAAAGCCAUUUGUGGAGUACCCGCUCGUCACUGUUCCGAAGAACUACGUCGGAGUCAAAGUCCCCCAAUUCUCAUUCUCUCGCCUUUCCGGUGCUGACCCCGUUCUUGGCGUGGAGAUGGCGUCAACUGGUGAAGUUGCAUGCUUUGGCCGUGACAGAUACGAGGCAUAUCUUAAAGCUCUUAUCUCAACCGGCUUCAAGCUUCCUAAGAAAAAUAUCCUCUUCUCCAUCGGUUCUUUUAAAGAGAAACUUGAGAUGCUUCCGUCGAUCAGGAAGCUCCACGCGCUAGGAUAUAACCUAUUCGCAACAGCGGGCACUGCAGACUAUCUCAAGGAACACGGUCUUCCAGUGAAGUAUCUCGAAGUUCUUGCGGGAGAAGAGGAGGACCUCAAGUCUGAAUACUCUCUUACGCAGCAUCUUGCCAACAAUCUGAUUGAUCUGUACAUCAAUCUUCCCUCCAGCAAUAGGUUUAGACGACCAGCAAACUACAUAAGCAAAGGUUAUCGAACUCGUCGAAUGGCGGUUGACUACCAGACUCCACUAGUUACAAAUGUGAAGAAUGCGAAGAUUUUGAUCGAGGCGAUUGCUCGCCAUUACCCGAUGAACGUGAUGAGCAUUGAUUGCCAAACAAGCUAUCGCUCUGUUACUCUCCCAGGCCUUAUCAAUAUCGCAGCAUUUGUGCCAGGCCUCGCAAACCCCGAUUCUCCGGACUUUCAGGAGGUGACCAAGGCUUCCAUUUCUAAUGGCUUUAGCAUGGUUCGCAUCAUGCCUGUCGGUGUGGAUAGCUUUGUCACCGAUUCGCAAGCAUUGAGAACUGCCCAGCAUAACGCUGGCAAGGGCUCGUACUGCGAUUUCAACUUGUCUGUUGCGGCAACCUCUGCCAAUUCUGACAAGGUUGGACAAAUCACGAGCGAAGUCGGUUCACUGUUCAUCCCCUUUAACCACCUAUCGGGAAAUAUCAACAAGGUUGCGACAGUUACGGCGCACUUUGCCUCCUGGCCCACCACUAAGCCAAUCAUCACUGAUGCCAAAGCGACUGACUUGGCUUCCAUUCUGCUCCUUGCCAGCCUCCACAAUCGUAAUAUACACGUGAUGAGUGUUACAAGCAAAGAUGAUAUUGGCUUGAUCGCACUCAGCAAGGAGAAGGGCCUCAUGGUGACCUGCGACGUCUCCAUCUACUCCCUCUUCCUCUCCCAGGAUGAUUAUCCUGGUUGCACAUGUCUUCCAUCGAAGAAAGACCAACAAACACUGUGGGAGUUCAUGGAUACAAUUGACGUCUUUUCCAUUGGAAGUCUUCCCUACCAGGUUGCGGGUAGCCAUGCCUCUGCAGCUGUCGGCAUCCAAGACGCACUUCCCCUGCUCUUUACUGCUAUUUCCGACAAGCGCCUAACCGUGGACGAUGUUACCUCCAGACUCUAUGAUAACCCUAAAAGGAUCUUUGAACUUCAUGACCAGCCUGAUACUUCCGUGGAGGUCGAAUUUGACCGACCAUAUGUGGUCCAGGGCCGUGGCGUUUGGUCGCCAUUUACUGGAAAGACGUUAAAAGGAUCUGUCGGACGAGUAAUAUUUCAAGGAAAGACCGCUUGCUUAGAUGGCGAAAUGAUGCCAGAUGCGCCAAAGGGAUCAGACAUGUCCAGUCAUCAUCUCGCACCCCCGGCACCAUUAUCACCUGUAGCCAGGGAAAUCGUUCCUUCGACUCCUCAACCCGAAAGCUCUCUCGCAAGACGGUUGUCUAUCUCAACAACACCGCUUGCGCGUCCAUCGAGGCUUAGGGAUCCUUCUGAAGGAUACCCUGUACCUAAUUCUCUGGAUGAAUUAGUUCCCGUUGCACCUCUUUAUCCAUAUCCAAUCAAGAUAUCCCCUUCGGUGCAACAGCUGCUUUCGCACUCCGCCUUCAAACAGAAACAUAUCGUUUCAGUCAGCCAGUUCAAUCGUACAGAUCUCCAUCUUCUCUUCACCGUUGCACAAGAGAUGCGGUUGGGUGUUCAACGUCAUGGCGUCCUCGAUAUUUUGAAAGGCAGAGUUCUCACAACGCUAUUCUUUGAGCCUUCUACCCGCACCUCCGCUUCCUUUGAUGCCGCCAUGCAACGAUUGGGCGGUCGCACCAUCCCCAUCGCCACCGAGCGUUCUUCCACUAAAAAGGGAGAAACCCUCCAAGACACCGUCAGGACACUAGGCUGCUACAGUGAUGCCAUCGUCCUCCGCCAUCCUGAUGACAACAGUGCGGCCACUGCUGCCAAAUUCUCCCCUGUCCCCAUCAUCAACGGCGGUAACGGUGCCGUUGAACACCCAACCCAAGCUUUCCUUGACCUCUUCACCAUCCGCGAGGAGCUCGGCACAGUCAACGACAUCACUAUCACUUUUAUCGGCGAUCUGAAAUACGGCCGUACUGUACAUUCGCUCGUCAAACUACUCCAGUUCUAUGACGUUCGCGUCCAGCUUGUCUCUCCCAAGGCGCUGGCUGUCCCUGAAGAGGUUCGCCAACAGCUUGUGGCGUCCGGCCAGCUUAUUCUUGAGUCGACCGAACUUACCCCGGAGAGCCUGGCACGGUCUGAUGUACUUUACUGCACGCGCGUGCAGAAGGAACGGUUCGAAGACCUGAACGAGUACGAGAGGCUGAAGAAUACCUUUGUCAUUGACAAUACAGUGCUCAAACAUGCAAAGAGCCAGAUGAUUGUCAUGCACCCUCUACCGCGCAACCAGGAGAUCUGUGAAGAGGUUGACUUUGACCAGCGUGCGGCCUAUUUCCGACAGAUGAAAUACGGACUCUACUGUCGCAUGGCAUUGCUCGCAUUGGUCAUGGCAUCGUGA